ACAUUACAUUCGCACACUUUUUUAGAUCAAAACAUAAAAAUGUUGGUUGUUAUUGAAACAUUUGACUUGACUGAUGAGACGGAGGAGGUGGGGGAGGAACUGUCCAUGCAGACUGGCCCCCCGUGUGUGCUGAAACUCAACCUCCAUAAGUCCAAAACGGCUUCGGCGGAGCUACUCCUUGCUCUGGAGGAAGUGUCCGCCUACGCGGUUUUGGUCCAAGAACCGUGGAUAGCGUCGGGCAACACGGUUGCUGGGCUGAAGUCGCCUAACUACGAUCUGUACGUCCCGACAUUGCAAUGACGAUCUUACCGUGGUGGUGCUGGAGAGCCGUGAGGGAUGUUUGAUGCUGGCAUCCUGCUACAUGGUCCACGACAUGCCGGCUCCACCUGACGAGCUGCGGAGGCUGGUGGACAUGGUCUGCUCCUCCAAAAAACAUCUCAUAAUCGGAACGGACGCCAACGCCCACCAUAGCGUCUGGGGAAGUCCCGACAUUAACGACAGGGUAUGCCACCACAUACAGCGCCAACCUGAGCCGCCCCGCUGGCACCAACUCCUUCCGGUGUCGCGGGUGCGGUGGGAUCCACCCCCUACGUAAAUGUCAGUGCUUCCCCAGGCUGACAGCGGAAAAACGGUUGAGAGCAGUACUUAUUAACAAGUACUGCCCUAACUGUUUGGCCCACCAACAUUCCGGGCAAUCCUGCCCGGUGCAGGGUGUGUCACAAGGACCACCACACGCUCCUGCACUUUAAGGAGUCACGCAGCGCUCGCCCCAGUCGUCAGCGACGAGGAGACGACCGACCGGACUCGACUCGGUCCUCAACUCCAGCACGGUCACGUUCCCGCACGCCGUCUCACCAUCGACCGGCCUCACCUACGCGCAAAGGGGCUUUCCCGACGUCGCUCACAUCCUUGUUUCAGGACAAGACGGUGAGCAUCCUUCCGACGGCCAACAUCCUGAUCGACACCGGAUGUAAGACAUUCGAGAUGCGAGCACUGAUCAACCCGUGCACGGCGACUAGCCGUAUCAGCGCAUCAUUGGCAACGGCCUAUGGGCUAUCCGUCACCCGCGUUGGUACGGAGGGCAUCUGCACGGCGAUCAUCCGCUCGCUGACAUCCGAGUUCCGUCGAAAGGUGCUGCUGCAGAUGGAUUCCCAACUCUGCCGCAGCACCCCCCUCCGACCUGUCGAUGGCGAGAACUUGGAGCAGUUUCGUAGCAUUACGCUCGCCGACGAACGCUGGUUCCAGCCAUCGAUGGUGUCCCUGGUGCUCGGCACUGAUGUGUAUCCUCACAUCAUUUAACCUGGCAUCCUGCCGAGCACCAACGGUUUGCCAAUGGCCCAUAACCACGUUAGGUUAGA
Drosophila nasuta is the source of this 1358-nucleotide messenger RNA. RefSeq lists its product as uncharacterized. The record is from RefSeq and is a predicted model, not a curated record. Lineage: Eukaryota; Metazoa; Arthropoda; Insecta; Diptera; Drosophilidae. The transcript has 3 exons. The coding region runs from base 985 to 1299 and encodes 104 amino acids.